This is a messenger RNA of Mycena indigotica, 2115 nucleotides long. RefSeq lists its product as uncharacterized. The transcript has 5 exons. The record is from RefSeq and is a predicted model, not a curated record. Bases 1 to 2115 code for a protein of 704 amino acids. Lineage: Eukaryota; Fungi; Basidiomycota; Agaricomycetes; Agaricales; Mycenaceae.
AUGGUCGAGCCCGUAGGCGCACUCCAGCCCAGCGUCGAGCAAGAACCAGACAACCUUGCCCAAGAGGCAUCGACAGCUGAUCAUGAGCAGGCCAGUAGCAGGCCCAUCCAACACCAGAGCUUGCCUUGGAAUGUCCCCAGCUCUCCUUGGGCGAGUCAAGCGAGCUACAGCGAGCACAACUCAGAGCCGCUAGUGGUCCCUGCCAAUCCUUUCGAUCGGCCAAGCCGCAGACGCCGGAAACGGGUGGCUCGAGAAGAUUUACAGCCGGCGGUCCAAUUCAGCCCGACUCCUUUUCUCAUCCCUUCACCGCUGACUCAUACAGUCUCGAUUCCAAGCGAAGAUACGCCUUUUCCAAUCGACCCUGCUCACAUACCGCUUCCAUCAAGCAGGUCUUUCAGUUCGACGAGUAGAUCAAGGUUGUCAACUUCUUCCGUUGACAUUCCACCAAGUUCUCAUCCCACAAGCCCGAUACCAGUUAUCUCUGAAUCUCAAUCUUAUACCAAUCGUCGAUCCACUUCGCUCAGCAGCCCAGCCGCCUCUUCCGCAACGUUAUUUGCCAUUUUACCACAUCCAGUGACCACGCCAACAAGAAAAGGUCGCAUAUCUGAUCAACUGGCAGGACUACUCGGCGAUAUUGCAAACGAGUUCGAAAUUGUGACGGACGGGUUGGAGAAAUUCUAUGGUUAUGCCAUCUUUUUGCGCAUCCCUUCUUUGUACUUCUCCCGCGUCGCCCGAAUCUUCGAAGAUGCGCAAACCAGCAAACCAGAUAUACGUCGCAUGGCACGUGCUAGAGCGACUCAAUGGAAGAGACCGAACGAGAUUUUUACGUGGGCGGACUACGAUCCAACGCCAUUGCCCAGUUCUUUGCUUCAUCUGCGUGCUUCCUGGGAGAACUUUAUCGAUUCGUUGAUACGUGAGUGGAAGACCUUUAACGUGGUCAGCGUGCUCCUCAUGUCGGCCAUAUUGACGCUGCUGCAAAUCGACAGUGCUGGGCACCCGAUCACCCGUACGACAGCGCUGUUUUCGUUGAUGUGCUCCCUGUUCAGCUUGUUAUAUGGCUGUAUGUAUAUCACCAGGUUCGGAACUAUGCGUAAAAUGCACAAAGCCGCUGCGCUUGCUCAGGCCCUCGAAAGCAACAACGAUACCGUGAACAUUUGGUGGAACGCGUGGAUCAUGCUUGCAAUGCCGCUGACCUGGCUUGCAUGGUCUAUUGUCACAUUUCUGGCCUCGAUCAUGUCGUUUAUCUGGCUAAGCGGCUCCUCGCAAGACGCCCUGCCCACACUCUCCCCCCGCGCUGCGCUUGGCGUGCGCCUUGCGUUGACGUGUGUGAUGGCAUUUGGGAUUUUAUAUUUUGGCCUCAUUGUCCGUGAGUUCCAACACUACGGCGAUGCGAUGGACCGUGCUUGGAUGGAGUCCAUCAAGGAAGACCUGGAAUUGCUGCCCCAGCCACUGCAGGCACCUCCGGUUUUUCCAGCGCCGUUCUAUAACCCAUAUGUGCCAUAUCCACCCAUGCCAUAUUACCCAUCCAUGGCGCCAUAUCCACCCAGACCCCCACCCAGACCUGCUACUCCCCACAGUUUACGGUCGUCGUUGUCGAGUAGUGUGUCACGACUCGAGACGCGUCCAUCAUCACCAUCAGCACUGUCAUCACGCUCUGCAUCACGCUCUCUACCAGAGGCCAUCGUUCUUCAAGAACCACACACUCAAGAGCCCCCCAUACAGAAUCCAAAUGCAUUGCUGGGCAACAAUAGCCUCGGACUUGGAGGGAAUCUGCUCAACCGCUCGAGCAACGGACAUGCGACUGACCAGACUUUAAAUGGCAUGGUGGUCGCUGAUGACGAGCAAAGGAAUUCCGAGUCGGGUUUAACUUUAGAUAAGGACAAUAGGGCCCGUUUCGAGCAGGCCUUAUUGUCGGCGUGGAGCGGGCGAAUGGGGGACGACGGCGUGGAGACCGCCAGCCUCAGUGCGCGCGACCCGCUCGAUCCACACAUAGUGCAGCAAGUUUGGGAGCUGUGGAACAUGGGGUAUUUCGACCGGCAACAGGGGCGGUAUAGUGUCGACAUCCAAGCGGGUUCUGAGGCGGGGGAAAGCCAGGCCCCCCGAGAAGCUGUCUGA